Messenger RNA from Hippoglossus stenolepis (Pacific halibut), 2563 nucleotides. It is a transcript of the gene wnt3a, whose product is annotated as wingless-type MMTV integration site family, member 3A. The record is from RefSeq and is a predicted model, not a curated record. Gene Ontology annotation, molecular function: frizzled binding; cytokine activity. Gene Ontology annotation, cellular component: extracellular region. Gene Ontology annotation, biological process: multicellular organism development; cell fate commitment; canonical Wnt signaling pathway. Lineage: Eukaryota; Metazoa; Chordata; Actinopteri; Pleuronectiformes; Pleuronectidae.
AUGAGCGCGCAUGAAGGCAUUCUGCUGGAGAGGUUUUGCGAAACUUUAAGGAUGAUAUACCCGGGAUGUUUCCUGUUGCUCUGUGGGCUCUCGCAUGUCAUGGCAAGUUAUCCCAUCUGGUGGUCACUAGCAGUGGGCCACCAGUACUCAUCGCUGGGCACCCAACCAAUUCUGUGUGGCAGCAUCCCUGGUCUGGUGCCCAAACAGCUGCGGUUCUGCCGGAACUAUGUGGAGAUAAUGCCCAGUGUGGCCGAGGGGGUGAAGAUUGGCAUCCAGGAGUGCCAGCACCAGUUCCGAGGCCGACGCUGGAACUGCACCACAGUCACUGACAAUCUGGCCAUCUUUGGGCCAGUGUUAGAUAAAGCCACUCGAGAGUCAGCAUUCGUUCAUGCCAUCGCCUCAGCCGGAGUGGCAUUUGCAGUGACCCGUGCCUGCGCCGAUGGUACAGCCACCAUCUGCGGGUGUGACACGCGCCACAAGGGCCCCCCCGGUGAGGGAUGGAAGUGGGGCGGCUGCAGCGAGGAUGUGGAGUUUGGAAGCAUGGUUUCCCGAGAGUUUGCUGAUGCGAGAGAGAAUCGCCCGGAUGCACGUUCAGCCAUGAACCGCCACAACAAUGAGGCAGGAAGAAUGUCCCUCAAUGACAACAUGUUCCUGAAAUGUAAGUGCCAUGGUCUUUCGGGUAGCUGUGAGGUCAAGACUUGCUGGUGGUCUCAGCCUGACUUCCGAGUUAUUGGUGACUACAUGAAGGAUAAGUACGACAGCGCAUCCGAGAUGGUCGUAGAGAAACACAAGGAGUCCCGCGGAUGGGUGGAGACCCUGAGACCCAAGUACAACUACUUCAAGCCCCCCACAGAGCGUGACCUGGUUUAUUAUGAGAGCUCACCCAAUUUCUGUGACCCUAAUCCCGAGACCGGCUCCUUUGGCACCCGCGAUCGCAUCUGCAACCUGACGUCCCACGGCAUAGACGGGUGCGACCUUCUGUGCUGCGGGAGAGGCCACAACACCCGGACUGAGAAGCGAAAGGAGAAGUGCAACUGUAUUUUUCACUGGUGCUGCUACGUCAGCUGUCAGGAGUGUGUGAGAGUCUACGACGUGCACACCUGCAAAUAGGGGUGACAAGGUUCUGGUAUUUUCUCGCCAAACUUUAAAGGCAGAAGAAAAAAACUACACUGACUUUGCUACAAGACACGAGAGACUGUGAACUUGUCUUGCCUGUGCGUGGACUCCAGCGGCAGAGAUAACGGCCUCGUGUUUUGUGCUGCGAUGCUAAGAAAGAGCCAAUCUCUGUCAUAAUCAACUGAUAGAUGACAGUUGAUCACAAAGCAUCACCCAUAGGAACUGUGAUGGUGGUGACCAUGACAACAAUGUUGAUAUCUAUAGCCAUGACGAAAAAGGUUUUCAUGUACUGACGUAGGAAAAGGAGAACUGUCGCCUAAUUGACGAACACCAUAUUGGUGAUUUUUGUUUUCUUCUGUGUUCCAAGUAGUUUGUUGAGAAUGGUACAGCCCUGCCAAUGUUUCAAGUCUAUAGGGCAAACGAUGAAAAUGUCACAUGUUUAAUAAUCAUAUGUUUCUGCCACACAAAAAGUGACGACAGCCACUCAACAGCAUGCAUUCUCCUCCUCAACAUUAUUAGUAUAUGUGUGUUUAUCUGAACACUAACAUUGUCAUUGUGUGAGUGAGUAUUUUGUUUCAUCGUCUUAGUGUGUAACUGAUGUUUGGGUAAGAAUGCACUUGCACCUGAGUGAAUGUAGAUUUUAUGCUGUAACGUGUUUACAUGUUCACAAACUCUAAAGCUAAUGAGUUAAUAUCUGCUUUAAAUGACUAAUUUCCUCUGAGAUGUAGACAUGAGCCACAACCACCGAACAUUGGAAAAGCAAAAAUAUACACAAGCUGUGUCUCAGUUCAGGAGCUGCAUCCUACAGAGGCUGCGUUUUAAGAUCCAUUACGUCACAGCGGCGUGACUGUCCCAUUUCGGAGGCUCCGCCAAAUAUGGUUGAAAAAUUAAUCCUUAAAUCCCAGAGAAACAAAGGCUCCAAUGGGUGGAUCCUUCUCGGACCAACCUAUCCCAUAAUUAAUUGCGCUAUGAUCACCACUUUUCAAACAGGUAACGGAGCAAGGGACAAGACGACCGAUGCAAGUAUCAAUCUUCAACUCAACAGAUCAGCAAAUGGUAAAAAAAAACGAGCAUUCAAACCUUCUUGUUCAGAAAUCUUCUGUCGGCCAGACCGACUCAUUUUCCUUUUGGCUUUGGUACACGACCCACUUGGCCCAGGAAGACCUCCUGCCUUGUGGGCUGCAUAGACCACGUCCUCCUUCGAUGGCCGCCCCCUGAAUUGGGACAUAGCAACCUUCUACGCAUUUCAUGACACACCUGAAAACACUGGAAGCUUUUCCUUAAGAGCAACAAUGCUUUGAAUGACCAAAGAAAAGAAAUGUUCGCCUGCCGUGGUCAGAGAGCUGUAAGCGAAUCGAAAAGGUCAGCACUUGUGUCCUGUUGAGAAAUAUGAAGCAUGUUCUCCUUGUUUUUUUAUCAGUAUUAGCAUUGUGUCAUGUGACUGGAU